AUGUCUGAACACUCUAAUUCAAACGACUUAGAUGGCAUUUUUAACACCGAAGAAGCCUUCAUUCAAUUUGCCCAUAUAUUUUCGCAAAUUCAUCAAAGUGUUGAUUUACAAAAGGCACCAGAACACUACGAAAAAUUAUGUGACCAACUGCUAAAAAAAGCUCAAAAUGAACCGAUAAAAACUUUUCCCAUCAAUACGAGCCAAUCUCGUCUCUGGGAACGUCUCUGGGAAGCUGAGCGAAAUACUUGGAAUUUAAUUAAGCAACUGCAUAUAUCGACAUAUCCAACAGAAGUUAGUAUACCUGAAAAGCUUUAUCAAACGGAUGGUGCACUUCAAAGCGAACUUCUUGCGACAAACUUGAACUUUGCCGAAGCUUGGAUAGUACGCCAGUGGUUGCAGGACACAGCACCUACAUUUGUGCACGUUGAGACGAACCCUGAAUAUUGGUCAUAUACCAAAACACAUAUUAUGUAUAGCGUAAAGAAGUUAAGUCACAAAUACCUAGACCCAGAUGGUUCGUACAGAAACGGACAAGCCCUACAUCCCCAAGAUCAGAUUCAUGAGAAUGAGUUGGCAAAAUCAAUAUAUGAAUAUUUACGACGAGGGCAACUAGACAUUGCGUGUGAAAUCAGUAAAAAAAAUGGUCAAUCUUGGCGAGCUGCUAGUAUAAGUGGAUAUAUUGUUUAUGGGGAACAAACUGAUGAUGGUGGAGACGUUGAUUCAAUUAUUAAAAGCUCGGGUAAUAUCAAUAGACAUUUAUGGCGUGCUACCUGUUAUCAAUAUGCACAGGAGGCCGGAUUUGAUUUAUAUGAUAGAGCAACUUAUGCUGCUCUUUGUGGUGAUGUAGAUAAUGUUUUUCCCGUGUGUAGAUCUUGGGAGGAUUAUACAUGGGCAUAUUUUAAUGGACUAAUUGAGUGUCGACUUGAGCAGUAUUUUAGCCAGCGAGGUCAGCUCGGGGAAUUGGGAGAUGUUGAUUUGCCAGUUCCAACACAACUCUUGAGCCUCACUCCAGAUGAUAUAUUUCGUAAAGUUGAGGCUCGUCAAACGGACAGGGAUCCUCAAAUGGCACUUUUUCAUAAGAUUCAAAAACUCUUUAUUUUAAAUAAACCAGAUGAAAUUGUUAAAUGCUUAAAAGAAGAGUUGCUAGAUAAACAGCUAAGUUAUGAUGACAGUGCUUCUUAUUCUCAUAUUCUGCGCUUCGCAGCUCAUUUUGUGCUAUUUUUACGGGAUCUUAUUCCUCCAACUCCAGAGAAGGAAUCUGAUGAUUUGAUUAAGACUUACACCGAAUUAUUAAUUGAUUUCAAGCAGGAUUCUAUUAUUGCUUUGUAUGCUUCAAAAUUACCUAGAGAAAUGUCAAUUGAAACCUACGCCUUGUUUUUGAAAAAUAUAACGGGAAGUUAUGAUGAACGGUUUUAUUUUUAUAAUUUGGCUGAAAAGCAUGGCCUAGAUGUUACAGCAAUAGCUAGAAGAACAUCCGAUUUGACAUUAGAAGAAUACUUGAAAGAGGAGAGAUAUGCAAAUGCCCUCUAUCUAAGAAUUGCAUCUCUCAGUGAUCCAGUUGAUCCCAAGGAUAUAGUACUCAUUCGUGGAUUAGAAUGGUUGACAUUCAAUAAAAACCAAGUAGUUGAAGCCAUGGAUCGUGCUAAUGCUUUGUUUAGGCGAUUUCUCGCACGUGGGAAAUUGAAUGCGGUGAAUACCCUUUUGAGUUCAAUGGCUAACCCUAAAUCGCCUUUAGCAAGUUAUGAUCUUGAUAAAGAAGCAGAUGAGCACGAAGAAACAGUUGUUUAUGAGUAUUCUUUUUACCGUAACAUGUUUAAUUUCUUCACAAAAUAUGAAGAUUGGGUAAAGAUAUGGCAGGAAAAACCUCAGAGUCCGAAAUCAUUCCCUCGAGAUAUUAGUAUUAGUGAAUGGACUUUGCGAAUUAAGGAAACAACAGAUGCUUUAGAUCAGCUUUCUGAUAAAUUUCUGACCGCUUAUAUAACAAACCCUGAAUUUGAUGAAGAUAAAAUUAUCACGGAAGAAGAGGAAAGAAGGAUACAAGAAUUGCAACGGGUAUCUGAUAUUUAUAUUCCGGAAGUCAUUCUUCGUUUACAUCAUGUAUAUUUUAAAACACGUGGUAUUAUUCCUGGCAAUUUGGACAAGAGCCUUCAACUAGCUGAUCUAGUAGCCGAUGAAAGUCGACAUUUAUAUAUGCAUUUCCGACGUUCGAAGAAACUGCCCGUACUUUUAACGAUGUUACGUGACUCUUACCUUGAGAUCACGAGAGAAAAUCCAGAUGAUAUUAUUGUUCAUUGUUAA
Molecule: messenger RNA, 2298 nt
Organism: Dentiscutata heterogama
Lineage: Eukaryota; Fungi; Glomeromycota; Glomeromycetes; Diversisporales; Gigasporaceae
Source: the annotation of a GenBank genome assembly